Phoenix dactylifera (date palm) is the source of this 1113-nucleotide messenger RNA. RefSeq lists its product as uncharacterized. The record is from RefSeq and is a predicted model, not a curated record. NCBI's taxonomy places the organism in Eukaryota, Viridiplantae, Streptophyta, Magnoliopsida, Arecales, Arecaceae.
GAUACCGUUUAAAAGAGCACAAACCCCCUGUUCCCUUCCCCCACCAUGGGCACUCCAGCUUUCCCACGAGUCCUCUCUUCUCCCCCCAAAUCCCAAGCCUAAAUCCUAGCCCGAGUUCCACCGUCUCGACUCCGAUCCCGUGCCUGCUCGCUCCCUCCUGCGGCAUGGCCGCUGCUCGGGCGCGAGAGGCGACGCCACCGCCGGUGAUCGGGAAAGCCGGGAGGUACACUGUCUUCAUCACUCCGCCGCCGACACCCAAGCCCUCCGAGGCCCCGAGACCUCUCAGCCCUAGCCUUAAGCUGAACCCUAGUCCCAGACCAAGAAAUGUGGCUCCUUUGCCCGUCAGGGUGCCGUCGCCGUCACUGGCGCCGGCGUUGCCGCCGGUUCAGGUCCCGCCGCCGCAGUUCGAGAAGUCGGCCGCUCGGGCGUCGGCAUCCGCGUUCGGCUUCUUCUGGAACGCCGUCGCCAGAGUCCAAGAUGUGCAUUCGAGCUUGGAUGAGUACUUGGCGGAUUUGUUUGGGUUGAACCAAUCGAAGUAUCAGUGGGCGUUGAAUGAUUACUACGAGAACAACGAGAAGAUGGAAGGUGGCAAAGGUGGUAAACCAAAAGAACUCACCAGCAAAGGGCAGGCCGUCUAAUAUGUUAAUAUAUCUCUUAUUAUUGUGCAGCAUGUUGCGCGGCUUACUGAUGUGUGAUUGUAACAAUAGAAUAUCUAUAUCAUUGGUGCCAUUUGUAUGAGUAUGCCGAGGCAUCGAAGGGGUCUCCAUUCAUGACCACCACCUAGUUUUAACACAUCAUCCAGCAGUGCCAAUUAUAUUGCAGCGGUCCAAUUGAGGUGUAAAUGUUUGACAAACAGGACUGCUAUCGUCUCAUUGGUGGUCACCUGUCAAGCGUUUUUUUUUUCUUAUGCUCCAUGGGAGCUGGUGUAUCUUGACAAACAGGACUGCUAUCGUCUCAUUUGUGGUCGCCUGUCAAGCGUUUUUUUUUUUCUUAUGCUCCAUGGGAGCUGGUGUAUCUUUGUUCUGAGUUUUGUUUUGAACUGUUAAGGCAUCAUUAAUCACCUGUCAACGAGGCUAUUCGAUGGAAAUUUUUAUGUGGACGCUAGAUCAGCCA